CAACACUACUAUAUAACAAAUAAUUUGAGGGAUGGCAACAUCAAAAUUGUCAAGAACUCUCCUCCGUUGUCACAGCACUGCUGCUGCUGCCAUAGCUUACAACAGCAAGAAUGUGCCGAUUGAGCAAACAAAGCUGUUCAUCAAUAAUGAGUUUGUGGAGGCAGCAAGUGGAAAAAGGCUAGAAGUUAUCAAUCCAUCUACUGGAGACACUAUCUGCGAUGUUGCAGAAGCUGACAAAGCUGAUGUUGAUAUUGCCGUGGCAGCUGCCAGGUCAGCUUUUAACUAUGGAUCUGAAUGGAGGACAAUGAAUGCAAGUAAUCGUGGCAGGCUGAUGUACAAAUGGGCGGAUGCUAUUGAACGAGAUAUACAUUACAUAGCUGCUCUAGAAACUCUAGAUAACGGCAAACCUUUCGACGAUUCACUUCAUGUUGACAUUCCUCUUGUUAUCAACACUCUGAGGUACUAUGCUGGAUGGGCAGACAAGGUUCACGGGAAGACAAUUCCUUCUGAUGGAGGCACCUUUGUGUACACUCGACACGAGCCUGUGGGUGUGGUUGGUGGUAUUACCCCCUGGAACUUCCCUCUUGCUAUGUUCGCUUGGAAGAUAGCUCCUAUCCUAGCUUGUGGGAACACGUGUGUUAUGAAGGUGGCUGAACAGACCCCGCUCACUGCUCUCUACUGCGCUAAACUUGCUAAAGAGGUUGGAUUUCCCGAUGGAGUGAUCAACAUUUUAUCUGGCUACGGGCCAACUGCUGGUGGUGCUAUUGCCAGUCACAUGGAUAUCGAAAAGGUCGGCUUCACUGGCUCAACAGAGGUAGGGAAGAUAAUCCAAAUGGAAUCUGCAAAGUCCAACCUGAAACGUGUCACCCUAGAACUCGGGGGAAAGUCUCCUAAUAUUGUCUUUGACGACUGUGAUCUGGAUCAAGCAGUUGCAGCUUCACACAUGGCUGUGUUCUUUAAUGUUGGCCAAUGCUGCUGUGCUGGUACACGCCUCUACGUACAAGAGACAAUGUAUGAGAAGUUUGUUGAAAAGAUGGUUGAGAAGGCUCAGAACCGUAUCCUGGGAGACCCUUACGAUCCCAAAACUAAUCACGGUCCUCAGAUCGACGGAGAACAGCUGAACAAGAUCCUGGGACUGGUGGACUCAGGUGUGAAACAGGGCGCCAGUUUGCAGACCGGUGGGGCACAGUUCGGUGAUAAGGGCUUCUUCAUGCAGCCCACUGUAUUUGCGGAUGUGCAGGACCACAUGGAUAUCUCUACUCAAGAGAUAUUCGGACCAGUUAUGCAGAUAAGUUCAUUCAAGGAUGAAGAAGAGAUAAUUGAGCGAGCGAACAAUACUAACUUUGGCCUGGCAGCUGCUGUAUUUACCAAGAACCUUGAUAGGAUGUACCAUAUCAGUACAGCACUUAAAGCCGGAACUGUUUGGGGCAACUGCUACAAUGUGCUCGUUCCUCAGUCACCGUUUGGUGGUUUCAAGGAAUCUGGAUUUGGACGUGACCUGGGAGAAUAUGCUCUGAACCACUACACUGAAGUCAAGUGUGUUACUCUGGCGGUCCCGCAGAAGAAUUCUUAAUCUAUAUAUCUUGAUAGAAAUGAACACAUGCAUGCUGACUUAUAUUACUAUUAAGUUACAUUGGUUUUUUAAACCGAUAUAUAAUAAAGAAAACUUAUAGUUUUCAGAUAACCCAAUUGAAGAGUGCAUGAUUAACCUCAUAGUUAAGCGUGCUGAAAACUAAUUUCAAAGCUUAUAUUAUAUCAAUCAAUUUUAAUCUUCAUCAAACAAUCUUGCAGUAUACAAGGUUUUUUAACGAUCCAU
This is a messenger RNA of Bolinopsis microptera, 1816 nucleotides long. Its product is annotated as aldehyde dehydrogenase, mitochondrial-like. The transcript is spliced from 13 exons. Gene Ontology annotation, molecular function: aldehyde dehydrogenase (NAD+) activity. The coding region runs from base 32 to 1573 and encodes 513 amino acids. The record is from RefSeq and is a predicted model, not a curated record. NCBI's taxonomy places the organism in Eukaryota, Metazoa, Ctenophora, Tentaculata, Lobata, Bolinopsidae.